This is a messenger RNA of Pelodiscus sinensis (Chinese soft-shelled turtle), 1684 nucleotides long. It is a transcript of the gene RIOX1, whose product is annotated as ribosomal oxygenase 1. NCBI's taxonomy places the organism in Eukaryota, Metazoa, Chordata, Testudines, Trionychidae. The record is from RefSeq and is a predicted model, not a curated record. Gene Ontology annotation, cellular component: nucleolus. Gene Ontology annotation, molecular function: histone H3K4 demethylase activity; histone H3K36 demethylase activity.
AUGUUAUAUGCCACAGAACUAGAGCGGCGGGAGCGGCCCAGCAGGGAGGAGGGGCCCGGAGCCCUUGGUCCUGGCCGGAGAGCAGCAGGAGGAAAGCUGGGGAGACCCCAGAAAGGGAAGAAUAGAGACAGCUCUUUGGUCCCUUGGCAAAGCCAAACUUCGGGGCUGCAGGGAAACUCUAGACCAAAGCUGGCAGGGGAGAAACUGGUGGCAACAGAGACUGGGGACAGUAGCCUGGAGUCCCAGGAGCCUGUCACUGGCCCCUCUCUGCUUGACCUUCUCCGGGAGCUGGGUCAGGUCCAGCACAGCAGAGAGCGUGCAGCAAAGCUGUUUGGGUGGCUGAUUGCACCCAUCUCUCCACAGCAAUUCUUUGAGCAGAGCUGGGAAAAGAAACCCCUCUUGAUCCAACGACGCAAUCUAGCAUAUUACCAGGGGCUCUUCUCCACUUCCACUUUUGAUGCAAUCCUGCGGGACAAUGUUGUUAAGUUUGGGGUCAACUUGGACGUAACAAGCUAUGUGGAUGGGACGAGGGAGACCCACAAUCCUAUUGGUAGGGCGCUGCCUGCUGUUGUGUGGGAUUUCUACAGGAAUGGCUGUUCCCUACGGAUGCUGAAUCCACAAGCCUUCUCUGCCACUGUAUGGCACUUCCUCUCCAUCCUACAGGAGCAGUUUGGGAGCAUGGCUGGAGCAAACACUUAUCUGACUCCUGCAGGAACACAGGGCUUUGCUCCACACUACGAUGACAUUGAAGCAUUUGUGAUCCAGCUUGAAGGGAAGAAGCACUGGCGGGUUUAUGGUCCUAGGGAUGAUACAGAGGUGUUGCCCCAGUUCUCCAGCUGUAACUUUGCUCAGGAAGAGAUUGGAGAGCCCAUUUUGGAGACAGUACUUGAAGCCGGGGACCUGCUUUAUUUUCCCCGUGGAUUUAUCCAUCAGGGGGACUGUCUUCCUGAUGCACACUCACUCCACAUAACUGUUUCUUCCUAUCAGAGGAACUCCUGGGGAGAUCUGCUGGAGAAACUCCUCCCAGCUGCCUUGCAGAUGGCCAUAGAAGAGGAUGUGGAGUACAGGCGAGGGCUCCCUCUAGAUUACCUAGAAUAUAUGGGGGUCCUGAAUUCAGAUGUGGUAGAUUCUCGCCGAGAUGCCUUUAUAGAGAGAGUACAGAAUUUGAUAAAGAAAGUAGUGGACUAUGCACCAAUUGAUGCUGCAGUGGAUCAGAAAGCAAAGUUGUUUCUUCAUGACUGCCUCCCUCCCGUGCUAACUGAGCAUGAAAGGGCACUGAGUAUACAUGGUGUUCCAGCCAGGUGGGAAGAUGGAGACAUUCGUGAUGUUGAUAUACCAAUAAAGAAAGAGACUCAGGUACGGCUGCUCCGUCAUGGCAUCAUUAGGUUGUGUAAUGAAGGAAAUGGUGUGCUGCUGUAUUACACAACAGAAAACUCAAGAGUGUACCACAAGGAGGAACCCAAAUACUUUGAGAUAGAUCCUGAGUUUACAGAUGGUAUAGAGUUUCUGCUUUCUUCAUAUCCUAAGUAUGUCUGUGUGGAUACCCUUCCAUGUGACACCUUGGAUGAUAAGAUCUCCUUAGCUACCCUCUUGUUUGAAAAGGGCCUGCUGAUUACCAAGAAACCUCUGGUGCCUAUGUAAUUGUUGAAUUAUGAUCAAAGUAAAUAUAUUGUUUAGAAAAAAA